Messenger RNA from Mobula hypostoma (lesser devil ray), 8126 nucleotides. Its product is annotated as kiaa0930. The transcript is spliced from 11 exons. The record is from RefSeq and is a predicted model, not a curated record. The coding region runs from base 248 to 1555 and encodes 435 amino acids. NCBI's taxonomy places the organism in Eukaryota, Metazoa, Chordata, Chondrichthyes, Myliobatiformes, Myliobatidae.
UACCACCUCCUUCCAUGGUUCAGCUGAUCUUGGAGACGGAAGUGAGUUGUGUUCGGCUGUCUCAGGGCUAAGCCGGUCAGUUGUACUUUGGAUUUCGCCCUUUGCAAAAAUGGGAAUCAUGUGCGAGUGAGGAAAGGUGUUACUUUCGUAUCGCCUCAGCGGCGAGUGAGGGAAGAGCGGGCGUCAGGGAAUAAGGCGGACAGGAGUAAGUGAUUCCUGCAAUGAGAAGAGUGUCAGAGGGUCAGGGAUGGCAUCCAUUCAACCGACCCGAACGGGAGAAGAAGGAGACGACGGCGAGGACGGUUCUCUGCACAAAAUGCUGACAGCGAUAGAGGAGGAGAGGAUCAGAGCGAGCCUCAGACAGGAGAUGAGCGUGCUGGGCUGCUUCAAAGAUGAUCGGAUUGUCUUUUGGACUUGGAUGUUUUCAACGUACUUCAUGGAGAAGUGGGCACCAAGACAGGACGACAUGUUGUUCUAUGUUCGUCGGAAGUUGACCUUUGCUGGUCCAGACAGCGGUGAUGGGAAGCAGGUUGAAGUUGAAGUUUACCGCAGAGAUUCCAAGAAGUUGCCUGGUCUCGGUGACCCAGACAUUGAUUGGGAGGAGAGUGUCUACCUGAACCUCGUUUUGCAGAAGCUGGAAUACGUAGUGACGUGUGCUGUGUGCACACGCUCAGACGGAGGAGAUAUUCACAUUCAUAAGAAGAAAUCCCAGCAAGUAUUUGCUUCCCCAAGCAAGCAUCCAAUGGAUAGUAAAGGAGAAGAGUCCAAGAUCAGUUAUCCGAACAUCUUCUUCAUGAUUGACAGUUUUGAAGAGGUGUUCAGUGACAUGUCUGUGGGAGAAGGAGAAAUGGUCUGUGUGGAGUUGGUGGCUAGCGAUAAACACAACUCAUUUCAAGGUGUGAUCUUCCAGGGGUCAAUCAGAUAUGAAGCUCUGAAAAAGGUGUAUGAUAACCGGGUAAGUGUAGCUGCUAAGAUGGCCCAGAAGAUGUCGUUUGGGUUUUAUAAAUACAACAAUAUGGAAUUUGUCCGGAUGAAAGGGCCCCAGGGAAAGGGGCAUGCUGAAAUGGCAGUGAGCCGUGUAGCAACUGGGGACACUUCACCCUAUGGCACUGAGGAAGGCUCUGAGCCAGGAUCACCCUUGAAUGAACAAGGGGAUGCUUCUCCUUCCUGCAGUGCAUUUUGGGUGACUUCCUUCAGCACACCUCCAACCCCUGAACGCAACAACAGACCAUCAUUUUUCUCGCCUUCAUUACGCAGAAAAGCACCUAAAAAUAGAAUGGCAGAGAUGAAGAAGUCCCAUUCAGCCAAUGACAGUGAGGAGUUCUUCAGACAUGGCUCAGACAACGGAGAUUCAGGAGACAUGCAUGGUGUAUCCAACCUACGAUCGCGCUCUUUGUCAGGGACUGGAAGGUCCUUGGUUGGGUCCUGGCUAAAGCUGAAUAGAACAGAAGAAAAUUUUCUACUCUAUGCACACCUCACCUAUGUCACAUUACCAAUGCAUCGCAUUACAACAGAUAUUUUAGAAGUCCGUCAGAAACCGAUCCUGAUGACGUAGCAGGGAGAAGGCACUGCCUUACAAACUCGCAGCCAAGUGCCUAAAUGCAACUGGAUUCUUGACGACGCUACCACCUAGUGUUGGGAUGGAAGGGAAGUUUAUUAGAAUACCAGCCAAUCAAAGUGCCUCCUUCACCUGCCCACAGGACGUUGCCAGUGUUCAUUUAGUAAUCACACUGCGUUUGUUUUCUGAUCAGAGUCCAGUUAGGAGCUGCUGCUUAAUUAAUAAACAACACAGAAUGCUUCGUGAAUAGUCUCCGAAGGUAACUGCAUUUGUGCCCAAGAACACCAGGAAAGGAGAACAAAGACAGAGGGAAUUAUCUGCUGAAAUUUAUAUUAAAGAAAAAAACAUUACGUUAAAUUUUAAAGGAACUGUGUUCAAUAAGUAGAGGACAAUUUUCUUCCCAUACUCUAUCCUUUGUCAAAUCACCAUUUGGAUAGUGUGAUUAUACCAGUAAUGUUGUAGGGUAACACUUGAUUUUUUUUUACAAAUGGGGCAGAGGUAACAAAAGACAUGGAACCACUGUGACCGUGCAGUGUUAUUAAUUUUUGUGGAGACUAUGAAUCAAUGGGGUUUGUUAAGGAAGAAGGAGAAUUGGCUGCCCUUAUUUUAAAAGAAAAGGCAGCUUUGUUGAUCUUGUCAAAGGCAAUCAUAUUCAAAGGGAAACACAUGCUUGGAAAAUCUAGGCUGUUGCUCAUGAGCCCCAGGGAGGUGGACUGUUGGUUGUUAAUUGGACCCUUACAUUUGGGUGUGAACUUGUUUUGUGGAAAUUGUAUAUAUUUAAAGUUAUUGCAAAAUCCCUUUUCUAGGAAUAUUUGUACAUGCAAGGGUAAAGAUUUGUCUCUGUUACUAAUUCAUAACUGUUUAAGAUAGGAUUUUGCUGGCACUUUCUCAAAUAUGACAUGACCUAAAUUCAGUCUUGAGGUGUUUUGUGUGGGAGCUCAGCAUAGCUUGCCCCGGCAGCAAUCCUUGCAGUGCAUCUGGAGAAUGGUUAAGUAAUUGAUGUUGAAACUCUGAACACAAACUGGCCCAACACAAAAGUGAGUUUUAGUGAGGGGAAAAGGGAAUUUUGCUUUCCUUCAGCUGAUGCCAUUUUACGUACAGUACAUACUUGGGGAUUAAAGAUUUUAACAAUUUCUUUAAGUUGUCCUUUGCUUGAUGCAGCCAAAGUGGAAUAAGGAAGCUGCAGCUAUUUAAUGAAUUACUGGGUCCAUCUGUACCAGGCCUCAAUGUAGAGCUUCACUUACCAUCCAGGAAGGCUAAUGGCAGGUUCUGCUCUGACCUCUUCCUCUUCUUUAUGGAAGACAAGUCAUUUCUACUUGUUGAUAAAUUUAAAAUGCUUGUAUAGCACCAUUCUGCAGUUCCUACAUUCUGCUGCUUGCGAUUCAGAACAAUGUCUUCAUGGUGAUUUUCUUGAAAAGUUCAAUUGAAAAGUGCAAUAGCAUUACUAACCAUUGCUUCCAUGUCAUAAAACAUUGACGUCAUUAGAGGAACAUAGAAAUUAAGUUUUGUUGGCAAAUGGAUAUUAACUUGCGGCUUUCAUUUUUGAUGCCUCCUGAAGUUGAAUAGGUGUACGUUCUGUCUGGCAUAAAGUGGAAGGAGAAUGAACACUGUGGCUAAAACUGAAUCUGUUCCAUUAUGACCCUCUGGUAGAAAACUUUGCACAUAGGCAAACUCUACAAGUGUGUGAGAAAUAAAGUUUUGUAACAGAGUACUCCAUGUACAUAUAAAUAAGAUCAUAUGUUGCCCUAUCCCAAAACAGCUAAUUGAAUUGCUGAUAUUGUUAUGUUUCUCUUUUAAAAAGAGUAUUUGUUGUAUUAUUUUCAUUUAGUUAGCUUAAAAAUUUAUUCUUUUCUGCUACUAGGCACUGCAGUAACAGUGACUGGACACCUGCCACUUGUGUAUUUUUUAAGUGGUAGCAGGAUUAGAAUAAUAUGGAAGGAACAAAAGCUUCAAGUACUUGCUUUCCUUUAGGGGAGGGAAGAGGAAGGGAGCUACCAUUAUGGAAUGGCUGAAUGCCAAAUUCAUUGGUUCAUUGUCGUUGUUGUUGAGAGAGCUCGGUGGAAGUAAUUUAUUUUUUAAUUUUAGACAAAAAUGGUAGGCUAAAUAGAUUUAGCACUGAGCAGGAAUCCGAACCCAUUAAGUGCAACUAAAAUUUCUUUUAUUGAUUGUUCUGGUGGUUGGUGAUUUAUUCACCACUGUGAAUCUGGUGGUCAGAAACUGUAGUUUUUCUGCUUCACCUUGGAACAGUGAAAAGGCAUGCUUGCUGUCCAUUGUUGUGUACAGAUGUUCCUGCAUGCUUUGUUGAAUGAGUCACCAAUAAGUUUUGCAGCACAGCUCUUUAUUGGGGUUGUUACGCUGACAAAACCAGCCACUUUCCCCCCAAUAUUGCUUGUUUUUACAACAUUAGGUUGCACCAGGAACAGUCUUCCAACCAUAUUCCACAUCCUCAGCUUGCUUUAGUGUGCUGCUCUAUGUCAUGGUUACAAUUGAUGAAAGCUCACAGUAGGGAACAGAGGUGAAAGGACAGAUAUGAUUAAUCCAGAAUAUAUUCAACAAACAUCAUAUUCUGAAUAAGGAAAUAUGGCCAGUAAAAAAUAUCUGUGGCUCAAACAACUUUGGAUUGUUGACACAAUGCCUAAGUAUGACUAUAUUAAAAAUAUAAAGACUAGCAUAUUUGUUAAAGUCUUCCAAAACAUUUGGUCCACUAUUUCAGCAUCUUUCUGUUUUGUACAGUGCAAAAUUAUAGCAACUGAAGCACACGACCACCAAUAAGAGUGCUCCAACUAUUUGCUUGGAAAACCUUCAUAUUCUAUACAAUGCUCCUAUCUCCCCUUCCAUAUUUAAUGGUUGUCAUUAAAGAUUAAUUCUCAUAAAAAUCCAUUUUUCCCCAAAGAGGGCUGACAUUUCUAGUUUAGUAGGAGUUUUCUGAAAGGCACUACCAACCAACGUUAACACAAGUUAUCCGUGUAAUUUGUAUUUGAGCAUGUGCCAUCUUAUUUUACUCUUUUGUAUUUACCUCAACACUCUCAAACCAAAUUGAUUUUUUAAAAGAGGUGUUUUCAACUGUUCACUGACAGUUCUCCUUUAAUAAAUAAGUUGCUAUAAGUGCGCUCUUGCAGGAAAUUGACAAGCUGUCUCAUUGCACAAGAUUAAUAUUCAGUAUUUUGUCAAAUGCUGAAAUGAUUCAGAGUGAAAGCUAGAAGGCAGGAAGGAGAUUCAUGGGUCCUUUCAAAAAGGAACUUGUUUUGCAAAUUAAGGCUAAGUUCAUUCUGAAACGAGGGUGUUUAUUCCUUCUGAUGGAGAAAAAAUGCUGAUUCAUUUAAUCUGUCUUGUUUUGCAACAGUUGUUUAGUUACUCAUAUCUAUUUGUAUAGAUGAUUUCGGCAAUGGCGUAGGUCAAGAUCAAAACCAUCCAUGUGUCUUCCAAGAGAUGAAAUGCUACCUACUCCUUGAUGCUCUAGGCAGUGUGUAUCAGAAUAUUUAUCUUUGCAUCCUUAUCACUUAAGCUUUGAGUGAAGGCAGAACAAAAUGUAACACUGUUUCUAGGGACGAGGACUAAUGUAUAGAUGCUGGCCUUGGCAUGGCUUUUGUUUUACCUAAACAUUGGAGUCCAUCGAUAAGACAUUGAGUUUUGAAUUAUUUUAGAUGCAAUUCUAUUGAGGUUCUAUUAAUAUUUGAAGUUGGCUAAACAUUAAUCAUGAAUAUUAAUUAAUACAUUCAAUGAAAUACCCUUGUAAACCCAAAAUUUAAGUAUUGAUUUAUGGCAAUAUAAUUGGCUCAAGUUACUCCUAAACAAUGCCAUGGAAAAACUACACAUUUUUUUUCACUCUUGAUUGUUCCUCUAAUUCUUAUUGUUUAGGAGUAGCUCUAUGACAGGAGGCUGUCUUAGUGAUUUGACAAACUUUUGGAAGAAUGUACUCCAUUUUUUUUUUGCAUGAAUCGAGAGUAAUUGUAUCAUGAAAAUGACUGAACCAGUCAAACCAUUUGUUAGAGUGUUCCUCUUCAGAGAAUCCUGAAAAAAAUGUGCAUGCUACAAUUCUUUCAGAUUAAACUAUAGGCUCGGCUACAACUUAGUGUGUAUUGAUCAUCCAGUGAUGCACUAAAUUAUUUCAUAUGCUCUGAUUUUUUUCAUAACAUAGAACUUUGGGCAUUUGGAGUAAAAUAGCAUUUUAAUACCUCACUCUUUCAAAAGCUAAUUUCUACUGUUCAAUGUGAGUAAUACAAAGUCAUGUAUUACCUAUGUGCUAACAUUAUCUGCUAGUACUUUAACUCUAAUGUGCCAAUAACAGCAGGAAACUGCAGCUUCUAGAAGCAACUUUUCCAGUCUGUUUCUGGCAGUGAUCACAAGACUACUUGGCACAGUCUGUAGAGGAAUAUAAUCUAUAUCUAAGCACAGUGAAAAGUCAUGUGAGAUUUUUGAGCUGCUGAACAAAGUACUUUUGGAAAAAAAGUCUUACCUUCACCUUAACUCCACUCCCUAUCCCACAGAGGAACCAGUAGUUUUCAAAUUUUCUGUCUACUUUUCUCCAUAUUUCUACUGAUCGGAUCUUUUAUUGAAGGAGAAUUUAGUCUAUUGAAAUAUAGUCUCUUUUGGGUUUGUUAUUUUUAUAACUUCCUAUGAAUUGUAAAAAGUCAUGAAAUUGUAUCAGAUUUCUCCAACAACUGCUGGGAUAGCCAUGUGUAAACCUGUACACUUACUUGUAGCGUCUUUUUGCAGGUGCAGAUUUCUAGUGUCAGAUGUGAAAUAAUUAUAGGAAUUUCCCACUGUAAAACCAGCUACUUGUUUUGUACUUGCUACAGAACCUACAUUCUUUCAGCAACACUGUUGUUCUAAUAUUGUUCUAGUCUGCAUGAUUGUUCCAGAUUUUUAUUCUUCAUCAGAAAUAGUUUGACAAGUUUCUUGAUUUAGAUAAAGAAUGUGCCUGAUGGUCUGCUUUCUCCCUUGAUCUCAUUUACCAUGCUUACUAUGAUACCAAAGUGCAACGUAUCAAAAGAGAUUCUACAAGAUCCUGGACCAUAUUCACACAGUUGGAGUAUGACUUUGCCAGCUUUAUAAAAUAAAGAAUCCUUUUAAUACAAAAUUUAAUUGUCAAUGAAUAUAGUUGUAACCCUGUCCUACAGGCAGUGAAUCAGGUGAAACACUAUCCUAACUUGGAAUUCCAAACAGAUCAUCCCCACUUCUCAACAAGUAAACACUUCUUCUAUACUACCGCAACUAAAAUUGUAGAUACUUCUAAAUGUAUUUGAUUUCCCCCAUCUCUCCACUUUAAUAAUGUGGUGGUGGGGGGGGGGAAGGGGGUUCCUAUGCCUAGGAACAGUUUCCAGGAUGGAUUUACUGGCAUCUACGCCAAGGCAAACCAAAGCAGGAAAAUUGUACACAAAAUAUUUUGCCGAUCCUUUACUUGAGGGAUUUUGUCUACAAAGGUAUAGCUGCCUUAUUUAAUUCCAAUCCCGGGAAUUAAAAUUUCUAAGAAAUAACCCAGUGGGAAGUGAGGCAGUGCUUAAAUGCUUCAAUGAUAAACUUGUGGGUUUUUUUUUGCAAUUUGAGCUGCCAGAUAUAACAGCACUGAACUUGCUUCAUUGAAGAUGGGAUUUCAAGAUUAUGAUAGAACUUGAACAAUUUUUCUAACCUACCUUCUGUAUGAUUCAACUCAAAUAUUGGUGAGCAAUGCCUUUGUUCUGAUUGACAUUUAGUAGGGGAUAACCUUAUUACAGAAAAUGCUGCUGUACUUUGGGUUGCAAUCUGCAUUGGAAUCUGUUGACAUUUUACUGUGGCGGAACACAGCUGAUUUCAAUACCAAAAUGUUUUGUCAAACUGACGAUAGUCUAGUCCAGUCUCAGUUAUUUGGUUUUGUCUUUGCUUUAAGACCUCCUUUAAAUAAUUUAAAUUUUAUCUGAAAUAUGUAUUUUCCCUUUUAUAGAUAGAUCAACAGAAAUAUCUGAUUUGAGGGGCUGAUACUACCCUCGAUACACAGCAAAGAAUAUGUCCCAGUGAAUGAUUUAAUAGCCAGGCUGAGCACGGUAUUAUUGUGGUUCAUUCUCUCAUGGGAGCCUCAAAUCCCAUGUAUCUUUCACUUUGAUUCUUAUGUAUGCAUAAUUUACAGCUCACCAAUCUUUUGUCUCCUAGUUUUUCUAAUGCUUUUUUAUAAUUCAUAAGAAAAAAAAGUUAUUUAAACUUCCUUCCAGCCCUCCUAAUUGUCUUUAUAAUUCACUUUUUCCUUGUGUUUUGUUGUGUAAAAUGAAAUGAACUUGAGGCACAGCUGUGCUACUGUUGAACCUAAAUAAUGUUGAGGCCAAAAGCAUUGUUUAACACAGUCCAAUUAUAGGUGUCAAGUUGUGAAAAAAGUAGGCUUCAGUUUGUAUGUAAAUAUACUAUUAAAGUUCCUGAUGCUUCAAAAUAAUUUAAUAAACAGUCAAUAAAUCUAUUACAAGUCUGUCGUAUGAUUUCAAGAAAACAGUAAAAAUAAAGCACUUCAUUCAAAGAGUGCAUUUUAAGAAUACACAAGGCCCAGCUGACCUCCCCUUCUGUGCUUCCUUGUACCUCAGAUUGACAAGACUCUGCUGAAUAA